This is a messenger RNA of Drosophila hydei, 4624 nucleotides long. RefSeq names its product Fanconi anemia group D2 protein (gene Fancd2). Bases 94 to 4566 code for a protein of 1490 amino acids. Gene Ontology annotation, biological process: double-strand break repair involved in meiotic recombination; mitotic intra-S DNA damage checkpoint signaling; homologous chromosome pairing at meiosis. Gene Ontology annotation, molecular function: DNA polymerase binding. Gene Ontology annotation, cellular component: condensed chromosome; nucleus. NCBI's taxonomy places the organism in Eukaryota, Metazoa, Arthropoda, Insecta, Diptera, Drosophilidae. The record is from RefSeq and is a predicted model, not a curated record. The transcript is spliced from 14 exons.
UCUGUUAUCGAUAUCCAAAUUCUCUCUCUGGCGCAUUUAAUUUUAAAAGAGCUCUUUUAAUAAAACUACUGUUUUUGUAGCUAACUAAACAUAAUGUACCGAAAAUUUAAGAAACGAAACAAUGCCCUAGCAGGACUUAAUACAAUUGACGAGAAUGCAACUAUUAAAAUACCGCGGGGUUCGUCUGCUAAACAAACAGAUGCCACAAUCGAGACAUUGGCCGUCGAAAGUGAAGAGGAAAAUAUACCAGCUUCGCAGGAGCAAACACAACGUUUUCUAUCGCAACAUAGCAUAGCAUUGGCCGCUACAUUGGGGCGCACGCAGUCUUCAUCGCGAAUGAACAGUUCCCGCCAACCGAAUAGCUUCUUUGAAAUGGUGCUGAUGAACGCUGGUGUGCAAUUGGACCAAACGGACACAUUCGUGCUGUCUUGCGAUCAUAUUGCUAUUGUUUCUAAGCUACGUGAUAUAUUGGUGCAGUCUACGAAGUAUCCGGAAAACAUUGAGACAUUUAAAACUGGGCUAAAUGCGGCUCUAGCGCCCAAAUCAAAACUGGCCCAGAAACUGCUAAGUGGCUGCACCAUAGACACAGCCGGCGAAGAUCAGGUUUAUCAGUCACAGAACAGCAUGUUUAUCAACUUUCUGAUGAUUGACUUUCUACGGGAGCCCUGCCUGUCAGUACUUUUCAACAAAAUCGAAGAGCUGGCCAAGCAGGAGCGAGUGCAAACGGUGCCUGGUUGCCUGCCACUAUUACCAAUGAUGCUUGCCCAAUUACGUUAUCUUACUCUGUCGCAUAGUGAUCAGAUUUUUUCCCAUAUUGAGCGCAUAUUCAACAAUGCUUCAGAGUCGUCAAAGAUGGAUAUCAUAAGCAGCGCUGAGUUUUUAUUAGACGCCAGUAAACACGACGAGUUUGUCGAGUUGCUCACUAUUAACUAUUCGAGCAGCAAAGAUCUUUUCCAUUUGACAACGCUGCAAAUGUUAAGCAAUUUGACGCUAAAUGCCAGGACUCAAGGAAAAUUGCGGGAGCGUAUUCUAGAGUUUGUCAAGGACGAUAGCAGCUGCUCGCAUGUGACACUGCCGCAUCUCAUACGCCUAUUGCUAAAUAGUCUCAAUCAGGACACCGACGAUGUUGUUCGUGAGCUGGUCUCCACACUGCGUGAAAUCUUUAACUGGCGUCAUAGAAUGCAAGGCGAAAACUUUCAGGAGUUGGCCAUUCCUGCUGCCGGUGACAAGCAAUCACAAUUGGAACUCUUUGGUUUUCUGCAACAAGGUCUUAAGCGGUCUAAGCGUUUUUAUCAAAUGUGGCAGCGUACUAUUAGUGGAUUGGCAGCCAGUGAAUUUAAAUCAUUUGAUUUUAUAAUGCUACUGAUACUUAUACACAUCAACGAGGAUAAUACUUUAUUUAUUGAGAAUCUUUUUCGCCGACGUAUUAAACUAGAGCAUAUAACAGUUAACAUAUUAGAUGAAAUAAAAAUCCAUUAUUCGCAUAUUUUGGAGCAACAUAUUAACUCACUGAUGCACCUGCUCCACGACUUUAUGCGGGAAAAGAAUCGCAUUGUAGCCGACUUCGCCAAAGCGGCCUACAGCAUACUCUUUAAGAUCUGCAACUCAAUACAGAAAAGCAUACUGAAGAAACUGCUGGAGCUGACAUUUGACAAGUCUGCACAGCAUGUGACCACCACAUUGACAUUGCUGCGUGAGCUGCAGCGCAAGAAUGGAAAGCAUAUACAGAACUGUGCCAUGUUGUUACUGCCAUUGCUCGAUCGCCUAAGCGAUUUGACCCUGCCACAAACACGUCUCGCCAUGGACUUGCUAUGCCACGUUGCAUUUCCUGAACCCAAAUUGCCUGAGUGUGCCCCACUGCAGGAUCAAAUCGAAAUGGUUGUAAAGAAACAGCAAAUAAAUCGGACUGAAUAUGUGAAAAGGCAGGGCAUAAUUGGUUGCGUACAGCUAAUUGAUGCCAUUGCGCGCAUUGAAACCACGCUUAUCAAUAACGAGGACUUGCAAACCAGCGUGGACAGCAUCACUUCAUUGCCUGAUGGUCGCAGCAAGCAGGCAGCUAACCUGAUUAUGCUCACCCAGUCAGCUAUAUGUAAUUCACCCGAAUUACUGGCACUGUUUUACGAUGAACUGGCCAGCGUACUAACUGUGCGCUACUAUAACGCAGAGUCUAUUUAUAUGCUCGACAAUCAGUUUCUUAUGUGGCUCUGUGAGCUAAUGACCUAUCGCUUUCAGCAAAGCUUUGUGAAUGAUCAUCAGCCCAAGACAGUCAACGGCAUACGGCUGGAGUGCCAGAAGAACAUUAAUGAAUUGGACGAAACGAAUGUUAAUACCGAAUCAGCUGUACUAGAUAUAGGGAUUAAUAUAUCUGAAUUGGUUUUGAGUCCAAAUGGAAUCGCCAGCGAUUCUAUUUUUGUGCUAGCGCCGCUCUUUCACUUGGUCAGCGUGCUGCACAAUCAACGCUAUCAGUACAGUCUGGAAUUGGUAAAUGCACUCCAAGGCUGUGCCAUUGUGCUGCCCACGUUUUUUGAUGAUCCUAAUUAUUUGGCCAUCUUUGAUAAUUAUGAUGAAGAGACACAAAAGCGCAUAUUGCACAUUUACUAUCACACGAUCAAUUGGAUGCGUGUUACGACCUGCGCUUUUGCCUCCCAAAAGCAUGAAGCCACACGCAAACGGGUUCUAAAGCGUCUCGCCGAUUUGAUUUGCACAGAGCAAAGAUUGAAGUCACUUUUGACUCAUGCUCCUGUUGGUUUUGCGCCACCGCCCUGCCAGUUUCUUAACAUUGUUAAACAGGGCGCUCCCCAGCAAGUUACGCGCGAAAAAAGACCUACGACUAGUAAGGGCAAGGCAAAUAAGGUUAAUAACGAAACGAUCACGGAGGAACCGCAGAGCAUGGACCAAUCAAAAUUGGGUGAUUUCAGCAUCAAGUUGGGUAAUUGCAAAUCCAUUAAAUGCAAAAUCAAUUUUGAACAGCUAUAUGGACCCAUGGAAAGCUUUAGACAGCUUGAUGUGGGUAUAAUAGUGUUGCUGAAAGAACAACCCUUCAGCUUGAAUUACCCACUGGAAGACGAAGAAGUGGGUACACAUUUGGGCGUGUUGGAAUUGCGUUUUAUACUAACAGAUUUGGUACAUAAAUUGGAUACUAUUAUUAACGGAUGCCAAGACGUUACCGAAGCUGGCACGUUAAGAUCGCAUGUGGCCAAGCCAGAGCAUUUUAUGUCUGAUUUAGAAAAAUGUUUAGGUGAAAUCCAUCUGCGUUUAAUAGCGCUCGCGGCACACAUUGAUGAGGAGCUAGAAAAGGUCAAUAAUGUCCACAGCAAUUUGGAUCUGUUCAAGGAUCGAUUUAAUUAUGUUAAAACCUGCUUUGGCUUAUGCAUUCACUUGCUUGCAUUGUAUUUCUCAUGGAAUGAGUGGAGUGACAAGUCCAAAAUCGCGUUGCUAGAGUCUUCAUUAAAUUCACUGAUGCCCCCUGGCCAGCGCAAGGCAGCGAAAAAACCAUCCAUAGCACGCAUUGCCUCCCAGAUCUUUGAUUAUUUCUGCAAAUACGAAAAAUCGGUGCUAGUACUUGGCACUGCCGUGCAGCUUCACCAUUUGCUGCGCAGCUUGCGUAAAUUGAGUUGUUCCGGCGAGAAUGCAGUUCAGCGCAGCAAUCAGCAGGCCGAGGAUAUACGAAAAUAUUGUACCAAUAUGCUGAGACGCAAAUGGUACCACUACACUGGUGGCUUGGAAAAGGGAGCACAAUGUAACGUUCAUCUCGACAAGCUUAUUAAAGGCUUUCUUAAGGACACAUCAUUUGAACGUCAGAAGGAUAUUUUAUUUGCCCUUAAAGAGGAGUGCCUGCUUCUAAAUAAAAAAGACUUGUCUUUAGAAUCGAUUCCCAAUAUUAAAAAGCCUAACUUUCCCCUAUUGUUUCGUGGGCUAUGCGAGAUUAUUAUCAGCACAUUGAAUUCCCAAUGUAGUAGUCCCGCUGAAAACGAUCGCUUCAAGCUCUGGGAAUCAACUAUAUGUCUCCUUAAUGGCCUUUUGGAAAUUGUCCAGACUGUGGAACAGCCGCGCAAUUUUGGCUUAUUCUUAAAGCAUUCGCAAUUGUUCCUGAAACUGUUCCUACAACAUGGUGUGUCCGUUCUUGAGACGAUUGUGCGCGAUAGUCCCGAACGGUUAACCAAAUUUUUUCACGAGCUACAGAAUGUAACCAAGUUUUUGCACAAUCUCUGUUGCCAUUCGAAGUCAAUAAAGAAUACUGCCAUUAUUAGCUACAUUCCUAGCCUACGUGAAACGCUGGAAACACUGGUGUUUCGUAUAAAAGCGUUGCUGGCGGCCAACAAAUGUCAUGCCGCCUUUCAUAUCAGUAUUUUGGAUAAUAAGGAUUUGCAUGGCGAUGCAAUUGUGACUCCCAGGGGAUCACUUAUCAACGCAACUAAUAGCGAUGAAGAAAUCCCCGAAGAUGACGUCAGCGUUGAUGAAACUUAUAUAAAUGAUGAUGAGGGCAGCACUCUUCUGGAUAGUUCUUCGCGACGCAGCGCAAAUAGUCGCAGCAGCAAAUCAAAUUCACGCAGUAAAUGUUUUUAAAAAUCAUUGUAUGUUGUAAACAAGACAAAUAUAUAUAUAUAAUCUCUAAUUAUGUUGA